Hymenoscyphus albidus is the source of this 1714-nucleotide messenger RNA. The record is from the annotation of a GenBank genome assembly. NCBI's taxonomy places the organism in Eukaryota, Fungi, Ascomycota, Leotiomycetes, Helotiales, Helotiaceae.
CUAACAUUAGUCGUAUUUUGGAGCUACGCCUCAGUAUCUCAUUCAACCAACAAAACAAAUGCAAAAUGGCAUCAGUUCAGCUCCCCACUAUGAUAUCGGAGAAUUUAUUAAAACACAAGUGUGCCAACGACACGAGCCAAUCCUGUCCGCCCCUAAUUCUCCCACCAGGCUUCCCCAUCCUUUUGGAUUCCGAACUUGCCUGGUCAUCCAUCUUCUGACUUUCACAUUGAGGACCACACUUAUUAUCUCACGGAUAAGGAUAAGGCGGAGAUUGAUAGAGCUUUGAUUUUGUUCAAGGGUCUGAACCAUCCUAGAAAUGUUGGAAGCCUUAUCUAACAUUGUUCUUAGCGCAUGGUAUUGAUGGCGACUUGGUGAAUGCCACGAAUUUUCCACUCCCCAAUCUCCAACACGAGCUUCGAAGUAUUUCUUUGGACCUAUAUGUCGGCAGAGGAUUGCGCGUGAUUAAGGGUCUAGAGUACGACAAAUACUCGGUCGAAGACAAUAUGGUGAUCUUUCUGGGGAUCCAAAGUUUCAUCGCAGAAACAAGGGCCCGUCAGGACGAGAAGGGAAACAUGAUAGGUGGGUAUAAACAUACUAAAGUCAGCAGUAACCUGAUAGCUUUCAUAGUACAUAUCCUUACCGACGAUACCGUACCCUUGAAUCCAAUGAAGGAAUAUCAUACCAGACAUUCUAAAUCUCCCAUUGUGAGAACCUGACAGUAAUCCCAUACCGUGAUAUUGAAACUAACGUCCACUUGAAGCCCUUUCAUACAGAUGAAUUUGGAGACAUAUUGGCUUUCCAAACUCGCAGUGCUGCUAUACGUGGCGGUAACUGUAUCUUGUCACCUGUAUACACAAUAUAUAAUGAGCUUGUAGUCUCAAGACCAGAUGUGAUCUGGACGCUUAGCGAGCCAGACUGGCCUUUGCACCUGUGAGUAAUUUAUACCAUCUACCACAUCCAUAAUCUUAAUUAUCGACAUUACCCCGUUACAUUACUUACCAACUAUACACAGGCCCCAUUAUCACCAACGCGCCUUACUCUUUUAUGAGGACUCUCAUAUUAUUUUCAACGCUGCUCCUAAUGCGCUCCUAGGCAGCAAAGCUCACCCUCGACCAACCACGAUCCCCUCUAUAUCUCCUCGCCAGCUCGAAGCCUUAACGCUAGUCCAAGGACUGGCAGAGAAGCAUAAAAUUUCCUUUUCAGCCCAAAAAGGCGACAUGCAUUUUUUCAACAACCUCGCCCUUGUACAUCGGCGUGAUGCUACCGAAGUGGGUCCAGGGGGUAAAAGGCAUCUUGUCCGAAUGUACUUGAGGAAUGAGGGGAUGGCAUGGAAGAUUCCAAUGAUGCUCAAUACUACCACUGGCUGGGAAGAAGCAUACCGACAAGGGGAGGAUGUGGAACAAGUAUGGCAUAUUGAGCCAAUGCCCGACGUCUUCCUUCCACUGAUAAGGAAGCCGAAUUAGGCAUUAUUCCAAUUCGUCAAUGCACUUUUUCAAUUACAAUUUCUUUUUGGAAGGAUUACAUUAGCUAUAUAGGAGCUAACGGUUAGUCAGUGUUUGGGCAGCAUCGAAUGAGUCGGGAAACUCUUCUAAAGGAUUGGCGUCUUAGGGCAGUAACGCAUGGAGUUGGCUAGUAUAAGGUUCUGUUUUGGUCCAAAGGCCUCCUUCGGGUUUCUAGUUUAUAAACAUUGUAUCUCACCAUUCCACAAAUCACU